AUGAGCCUCUUUGACCUCUUUCGGGGCUUUUUCGGCUUUCCUGGACCUCGGAGCCACAGAGACCCCUUUUUCGGAGGGAUGACUCGAGAUGAAGAUGAGGAUGAGGAUGAAGAAGAAGGAGGAGCCGCCUGGGGCCCUGGGAGCCCGAGGUUUGAGGGUCCCCAGCCCCCUGAGGAAUUUAGCUUCGGCUUCAGCUUCACCCCUGGAGGAGGGAUGCGUUUCCACGACAACUUCGGCUUCGAUGAACUAGUUCGGGAUUUUAAUAGCAUCUUCAGCGAGAUGGGGGCCUGGACCUUGCCUUCCCGUCCUCCUGAGCUUCCAGGUCCUGAGUCUGAGACACCUAGUGAGAGAUUGCAGGAGGGACAGACACUUCGGGACUCGAUGCUUAAGUAUCCAGACAGUCACCAACACAGGAUCUUUGGGGGGGCCUUGGAGAGUGAUACAAGAACUGACUCUCCAAAACCAGCACCAGACUGGGGCUCCCAGAGACCUUUUCAUAGGUUUGAUGACAUGUGGCCUGUGACCCCCCCUUCUAGAGCCAAAGAGGACAAGGAUCUUGAUUCCCAGGUUUCCCAGGAGGGCCUUGGCCCAGUUCUGCAGCCCCAGCCCAAAUCCUAUUUCAAGAGUGUCUCUGUGACCAAGAUCACCAGGCCAGAUGGGACAGUAGAGGAACGCCGGACUGUGGUGGAUAGUGAGGGCCGAACAGAAACCACAGUAACCGUUCAAGAAGCAGAUGGCAGUCCUAGAGAGGGUCCAGAAUCACCAACAGCUCCAGCCCUGGAUGAUGCCUUUUCCAUCCUGGAUUUAUUCCUAGGUCGGUGGUCCCGGUCCCGGUCCCAGUAG
Molecule: messenger RNA, 843 nt
Organism: Pipistrellus nathusii (Nathusius's pipistrelle)
Lineage: Eukaryota; Metazoa; Chordata; Mammalia; Chiroptera; Vespertilionidae
Source: the annotation of a GenBank genome assembly